AUGAAAAGGGAUGAAGAAACAAAAAAUGAGGCAAGAGAUACACAGAUAAUGAUAUUAGAGAAGAGGGAUCCGUCAUGCAAGCCUGCCCGUAGACGUAAGGCUGCACGCCGUUUAAAACUUCUUCGUUCCUGUGAUAAUGUAGAAAAGAAACAUUCCCAUACUGAAUCUCUUCCUGCAACUUAUGAUCCUUUUUCUUGUGAUUCUUCCAAAGUGGAAAACAAUACAUUGUCUAAAUCAGCUCCCUUGGGACAUCAUUUCGAAGAGGACUGGAUGUAUAGAUAUGAAGUAGAUGUUGGUCACCGUGAUGUUGUACUUAAUCGCCUUUCACUUUCCGUUAGCGAUAUUUCGUCUAUGCGUUCCAAAGGGUGUCGGGCGGCAGUACCAAGACCCUCUUGUAAUUCCUUAUCACAUCAGCGUCGACAUUUUAGUGGUGAUACUUCUUCUUCCACACAUACGGGUUUACCUUCUUCGGCACAUCCUUUUCCAGGAUUAAUUUCAGAGAAUCAUGGUAUACCGGUUGUUCGUAGUACACAGGAAAUAAAUAUUCAUAAUGUUCCUUCCUAUCCGAGAGAAGAAAUGGAGAGGUUUAUUUCUGGAGCGCAAAUGGCUGGAGUGGGAGGAGAUAAUUAUCCCCUUAGUGAUAUUCAUAUGGAUACGGAUAUGGGGAAAAGUGAAGUUACAUCUAGUCAACCCCUACAUAAUGGAUCUGGAGUUUCCUCUGCAUUUCAAUUAGAAAGCAGUGGAAGUUUUAAUGCAGAUAUCACUCCUUUAGAGAGAAAAUGUACUCUUACACCUACACUUUCUCCUCGUCGUAGUAGUUCUUCUUCUUCAAAAAAUUUUACACCCGGUGUUCAACCCUUUUCAACAUGGAAAUUUCCUGUUCUUGGUCAUGUGGACUCGGUAGCAACCAUGUUGAUACGUGAAGAAGACGACGAUGAAGAAGAAAAGGUUCCUGGAGCAAAUGUUUCUGGUAAUAAACCUCCAAAGAAAGUUUAUCCCGUUACUAAUAUUGUUGAUUAUGAUGUUAGUAAAAAUAAUAAUGAUAUUGAUAAUGAUAGUAAUCAUGAGAAGAAGAAUGACAUUAACGCUGAUGUCGCUAAACGGAAUAGUAUUGAUGCUGAUGAUAGAAAUCAUUCCUUAUUAAAGCCUUUACAUGAUCAAAACCAUAUGAGGCGUUUUCGACUCGUCUAUGAUAUUUAUGAGUCCCUUCUUUUAAAGGGGGAAGAAGAUAAUAAAUCACAUGUAGAAUCUACUCAUAGUACACCUCGACAUUUACCUCCUUUAAGAAUGCAUUCUACCUUAUCACCGUCAACAAAUAUUGGAUUACCAUCUGGUUAUUAUAGUCUGGGAUCACAGUGGGGUUUUAAACAUCCAAACAGACAAAUUGUAUCUCAUGUAUCCCCAAUUCUUCAUGGUUGCACGAAUCGACAACAUGAUGAAUUACAACGGAGUUUUACUAUGGCUGCAGAUCCUACUAUUAUAUCCUUGAUUGAACGACGUCCAUUAUUACAAACUACUUUAUUUGCAGGAUUUGUAUACCGAAAAAUAAAUGAACAGCUAAAGCAAGGACAUGGAAAUAAUGAUGGACAGAUAAUAUCUCAACCUCUUUCAACACAAUUUCGAGAUGAUCGCGAUAAAACUUCGCAGCAACAAGAAGAAAAACUUGCUACUGAAAUACCUGGAGUACAUACUAUUGGUACUUCAGUAGCAGCUGAAGAGAAUUCUUUGUGUAAAUAUUCUUCACGUUCUGUAUCUCAUUCUGUUUAUAAAGAAGCUGCAGAAACUAUUGCGGCAGAAGAUGGUACAACAGGAAUUCUUCCUUUACCAACAAAAUUAAAAGAUGAACCAUCAUCUGCAACUCCUCAUCGUGCACUUACUCAAAUGCGAUUAUGGAAAAGUAAAGUUCAUACUAUAGAUGGGGUAAGUCGUCGUGUUGAUAAUGAAAAUGAUGAUCUAGUUGUUUAUGUAGGAAUGAUUUUAAUGGGAUGGUUAGAAGUAGUUGAUCUUCUUGGGGCUGGAACAUUUGGUCAAGUUUUUUUAUGUAAAGAUUUACGUAUUGCUAAUCGUCGUUUUUUACAUCCAAGUGAAAUUGAAGGUGAAGAUUUUCAAUACUGGCAAUGUUCACAUGAAUAUAUCCCUUUUAGUGAUCCAUCUAUGGUACCAACACAUCCUGCUUUAGUAGCUGUAAAAGUUGUAAAAAGUCGAGCUUUAUUUGAACAACAAUCUGUAAUGGAAGCAGAAAUGUUAGUACAUAUUGGUGCACAAACGGCUCCACAGGGACAUUCUAAUACUGGAAGACUCAAAUCUAAUGAAUCAACACUUCCUAGUAUUGGAAUUCCAGUUUCAGAUCCUCGUUGUCAAUAUGUGGCGAAAAUUUAUGCUCAUGGAGUUUGUUAUGGACAUCACUGUAUUGUAAUGGAACGUUAUGGAGCUAAUCUUUUUGAAUAUGUGCAAGCGAAUGGUUUUAAGGGACUUCCUAUGUACCAUAUUCAAGCUAUUGGACGAAAAAUUUUAUCUGCAUUAACUCUAUUACAUGAAGAAUGUCAUGUUGUUCAUUGUGAUAUUAAACCUGAAAAUGUAUUACUAACACUUGAUUCUUGCUUUUCAUGUACAACUACUCUUUCUGGUAGUAGUACAAGUAAUGCUGCUGCUGCUGCUGGUGGUGGAAGUGGUGGUAGUGGUGGUAGUGAUAGGGCAAAGGUAUUGCUGGAAUCUUCUGGUGUACUUCUGGGACGUUCAGUAAAGAGAAGUUUAAUGAGUAAUAUGCUUGAUGCAUCUACAUCUAAUAUGACGGAGGGAUCUUUACCUGCUCCGUCGGCUCUUCGUGUUCAUCCUGUGAUGUCUCGGGAUAAAAGACCAAGUACUAGUAAUAGUAAAAGUUUACUGAGACCUGGAAGUAAGAGUGGAAGUAUUGCAAAAUCUUCUAUUAUACCACCUCUUCAUAUUAAACUGAUAGACUUUAGUAGUAGUAGUUAUGUUGAAGAGGGUAUAUACACAUAUCUUCAAUCACGAUAUUAUCGUGCCCCUGAAGUGAUUCUUGCUGCAGGUUAUGGACCACCAAUUGAUAUAUGGUCAACAGGAUGUUUACUUGCAGAAUUGUUGCUUGGUCUUCCACUGUUACCGGGUAGCUGUGAUUAUCAUCAACUUUACCUUAUGGAAGAAAUGCUUGGACCAUUACCAAACUCACUUUUAAAGAAAGGAAAACACACCCUUAACUACUAUGAUGUCGAAGAUUCUGAACCUUACAGUGAGAGUACACUAGGUAGUGACUCUAAAGAAACUCAUAAUAAAUCAAAACCUACUCCUUCCUUUCGUCUUUUAAAUGAAAAUGAAUAUCUUGCCCGCCGUGAAAAUGCACAGCCUGUGGAAUGGCGAUGCUAUUUUCAAUAUCGUACCCUCGCGGAGUUGGUGCGUAGAUGUAUGCUUUCAACUGAGGAGAAACGUAUUGCGGUGGGUUUAAGUCCCACAGCCUCUGUAGGGGAAACCCCAGAGGAAGUAGCGGCUGCGGCAGGAGGUGAACAAGGGACCCCGAUUAAAUCUAUUUUGGAUGAAAUGAUGCAACAACGUUUUUGGCUGUAUGAUCUUUUAAAGAAGAUGCUACACGGUGAUCCGUCUCAACGAUUAACAGCACGUGAGGCGCUUUCACAUAAUUUUUUUACAUAUACGCCAGAAUACAUGAAACCCUUUUUAGCCCCAGAAGAAUAA
Messenger RNA from Trypanosoma theileri, 3705 nucleotides. Its product is annotated as protein kinase. Gene Ontology annotation, biological process: peptidyl-serine phosphorylation; peptidyl-threonine phosphorylation. The coding region runs from base 1 to 3705 and encodes 1234 amino acids. NCBI's taxonomy places the organism in Eukaryota, Euglenozoa, Kinetoplastea, Trypanosomatida, Trypanosomatidae. The transcript has a single exon. The record is from RefSeq and is a predicted model, not a curated record. Gene Ontology annotation, molecular function: protein tyrosine kinase activity; ATP binding; protein serine/threonine kinase activity. Gene Ontology annotation, cellular component: cytoplasm.